Messenger RNA from Symbiodinium natans, 2400 nucleotides. NCBI's taxonomy places the organism in Eukaryota, Dinophyceae, Suessiales, Symbiodiniaceae. The record is from the annotation of a GenBank genome assembly.
AUGGCCGCCACCAUCUCUGUCGACCGUGCUUUUUUCCAGGCACUGUGUGCCCCAGCGGCUGCAGUCCAUCGGCCUCAACCGCCGUUGGACCUGUCACGCAUGGGCGCGAAGAUGUUGGACACCUUCGUCCACCAUGACGUGGCAGCAUUGGCUGGACAUACGGAGGGGCAACGAGCCAUCCUCCGGAAGCUGUGGGCGCUGCCACAAGAGGAGCAGGCCCGGUUGUUGGAGGCGGCCAACAUCUUCGGCUACAUGGCUGAUCCGGACCUCGAGGGCCCGACGCCUGCCCUGCGUUUUCAGCCAGAUCACAACGCGGGCCAACUCUUCCCUCCAGAGUUCAGUCCGCUGCAGGCUUGUCGGCAUCAAGAAUGCCGCCAAACGCGGGAGGUCUCAUCGCCCAUUUGGUCCGUCCAUUGGGCGAAGAGUGGCAGAAAGCCUGCCGUGAUCUUUCCCUGGAAGGCAUCCGGCAUCGGCGCGCCUGCCCGCAUUUGUUCAGGGAAUGAAAAAGGCAUGCUGUAUUAUUGCAGCCGCCGGUUUGAAGAGGGGCACACUUUCUCCAGAGCGCAGGCUUCGACGCCAAGUGUGGCCGACCUGUGCGCCAGGCUGCCCCUUCUACUCACACUUUCCCAACACUUCAUUCCUUACUGGCGACUGGUCCAUGAGGUCCCGGACGAACUUGUCGCCGGGAAGCACAAAGUGGAUGACGGGAGAGCUGAGGUUGGCAUCUCCGUGGCAGCAGACAUCAGCAUGCUGGAAACAGCCAUCGACAUCCCACAUCGAGGAAUCACACUCUACGACAUAGGCCAGCACAGGUCUGUGCUGAUUACACAGAAGGAGUGGGUGGUUACAAAGGGCUUGGUGGUCAUCAAUGAGAGAUUGGACCCAAAGGAGUUCCGCGUGCCGUCCUCGUGCGUGAAGCUGCGCUUCCAGCCAGACCAAAAUGUGCCGUGGCCGGCGCAACCUGGCCUGGACAUUGUGCAGACUUCUGCAAAUCGGGACUUGCCGCCGCGCCUAAACUCACAGGUGAUAGCGGCGUUGCUGCUGAGACUGUGUUUGAUGCCGUCUGGCCCGGAACGGGAUGCACAAGAGCGCAAGCUGGAGGAAUGGCCCAAAAGACUGCACGAGUACACUGCCAAGAACAUUGCCAACGUGGCGUGGGGUUUGCCAUCAGAGGCAGAGUGCCCGCCAGGCGUGCACGUGGACAAGCUCUUGCCUUCGGAGCCCCCGCAAGUCGGACCGCAAGUGGACUGGGCAACGCUGCGGGUGCCGCGCGAGGACAUUACCUUCCAAUACCUUGAACAGUGCCCCGAUCCAACUCCACUCGACACAUUACAGGCAAGGCUGCCGGAAGACAAGCCCUGGACGAUGUCCAGAGGCAGCCCCGCAGGCUUUGAGCACGGCGGUCGGCGCUACUUGCAGGGGGUGGACAAUUAUCUCGCACAUCCACGACUUGUGCUGCCCACCAUCGGCGUCACGGCUUUUGCCGUGCCCGACCCUUGGGAUGAGCUGGAGCAUGGCCAAUGCUACAUCAUCUCGGGCGGACGCGUGCUUACCGGCAAGUUUGCCGUGUGGCGGGAUCCAAUUAUGUGUGCAGCAGAUGUCCAGACCACCCGCCUGCAAUGCUUGAAGACAUGUAGUGAAGCUAGCGAUGUGGACGGGGACAAGACUCGCGCGUCUUCGGACCCUGACAUGGUGAGCUUCCUGGAAAAUACGCCUGACGGGCAAGGUGAUGCUGAACUUCAGCAGAUAGAAGCCGACGUACAGGCGAUGGUAGCUCAGCAGGGGGGGCCGCCGCCUAGCACUUCCUUGGCUGCGCACAUCCUGUCCAUGGAGGCGGACAUCCGUGGCCUCGGCUGCAGUUUUGCUGAAAAAGCUCAACUGGCAGCCUGGUUGGCUCGCAACGAUGGUCAAGCAAGGGAGGCCGCCAUAGCUGCGUACAAGCAAGUGCAUGCCUCGUACCUGUGCUAUGACGCUCCUAGGAAGUACGCCAUCAAGGCAGUGCGGACAGUUUGUCGCCAACUCCUGAAAGAAGCCGGCCUAAACUUGCGCUCGCCGAAGAUCAGCGACUACAUCGAAGAGACAUACAUGUCCAUCAACUUUGCGGCAAACCGCAAACGCCCAUGGACUUGUAUGAGCGAGAUUCCGCGCAAUCUGCAGCUUGGCCAGAUAUGGUGCGGGCACGCUAACUCAGAGGGCUCAAUGGUUGUGCGCCGUGCACCGGAAGAACUUCUUCUCUUCCUCAAGCACGUGCUGAAUCCACAACUAAACAAUGCCUUGCACGUCGUCGUCCGAAACGGCGAGCUUGAGGCCCUGGUCAGAGCCGCCCAGGCAGCCAGUCUCCGGCAACACCGGAACCCCAUUCUAACACUGGCAGGGCAGACCAGGUUUGGCAAGCGCUGA